UCAAAUUUUCAUAGGAUCAAAGUAUAAAAUAAUUUACAACCUUUAACUGGUGGAAAUCUAUUUGAACUGGUGAUUUUUCGAUGAUGAUGUCCUGGGAUGAUUUGAUUCUAAUGAAUCAACGGACGCAGAGCAUUGAGGGCCAGGAUGGCGAUUAUUUCGAGUCGUACGCCCGUUUGGAUACGCACAUGACCAAGCUAAGGGAUUCGGUUUGCACGCAGGCCUUUUACGAUGCCAUCUUUCAGAAUAGUGACCUCUUUAGGGACAAGAUCGUCCUGGACGUGGGCUGUGGCACUGGUUUACUUUCUCUUUUUGCUGCCCAAGCGGGAGCCCGUAGAGUUAUAGCCGUGGAGUGCUCGGAUAUGGCGGAUAUAGCCAAGGAAAUUGUGCAGGAUAAUGAAAUGGAUGAGCAGGUGCAUGUGGUCAAGGGAUUGGUGGAGCAGGUUGAACUGCCAGAUGGAAUUCCGCAGGUGGACAUCAUAGUAUCCGAGUGGAUGGGCAACGCUAUCUAUAUGGAGGCCAUGCUGAAUUCCGUGCUAUUUGCCCGGGACAAAUGGCUAUCCCGCCGCGGUCUAAUCCUGCCCAGCAUUGGAAACCUCUGGUUGGUGGGAGCUCAAGAUUCGCAUAGGCUGGCCAAUCUGAACUUUUGGCAGAGUGUCGAGGGCUUCGAUAUGAGCUGUGUCCGCAAGCCAAUUUCCCGGCAGCCCCUGGUGGAUUGUGUGGCCCUCCAGCAGUUGCUCACCGACGAGUGCUUCAUUCACUCCACGCACCUGGGAUUGGCUCGCAAUGAGCCCGUGGUCUUCCGCUCCAACUUCCAACUGACUGUGCAGCGAGCUGGGAUCAUCAAUGUGUUGGUCCUGUACUUCGAUGUGGGUUUUCCUGUGGGCAAAUCGGAAAAACCCGUGGUUCUAUCCACCUCGCCGCGGUCACCGUGGACGCACUGGGAGCAGACACUGCUCCACCUAGACGAACCGCUUUUCGUGAAGGCCAACGAUCGGGUGCGCGGAGUGCUGGCCAUGAUGCCCAGUGGGCUGGACGGGCGCUGCAUGAACUUUGACCUCAGCAUCAGCUUCCGGGGCGAUCGGACGCGGGUGGAGAGCUUCAAGAGCUUCAGCUCGGCGGGAUCGAAGUGCGAUGUGAGGCGCCCCAAUCAAUCGGGAAAAUAAAACUAGA
Molecule: messenger RNA, 1170 nt
Organism: Drosophila gunungcola (fruit fly)
Lineage: Eukaryota; Metazoa; Arthropoda; Insecta; Diptera; Drosophilidae
Gene: Art6
Product: protein arginine N-methyltransferase 1
Exons: 2
Coding region: 81-1163 (360 amino acids)
Biological process (GO): peptidyl-arginine methylation
Cellular component (GO): nucleus
Molecular function (GO): protein-arginine N-methyltransferase activity
Source: RefSeq, a predicted model, not a curated record